AUGAGCACAGUGGAAGUGGCCAACAAAGAUAAAUUAAAACUAGAGUCCUGUAUCGAAGAGCUUACUACCGCAAACCGUCAGCUGGCACGAGAUCGCGAUGACCUCUCACACAGGCAUUCCGUGUCCCGGGAGAGAGCAGCAGAACUAGAGGCCGAGAAUCGAGCUCUGGACGCCGAAGUAAAGAGGAAUGCGGAAUCUCUUCGAAAUGAGCGUGGUACGAACGCGGACCUCCGCCAGCAUUUCGAGAACACCAAACAACGUUGUGAGUCGUUGGAGCGCGAGGUGUCUGACCUGAUGGCUAAACUGCGCGAUGUAGAGGAACGCAUGCGACAGGCUGAAACGCGCUGUGGCCAGCUGGAAUGUGAGCUCAGACUGGAGCAUGAUGAUUACUUGCAGAUACGGGCUAGAACUGAAGCAAUUGAGGACCAACGAGAUAGCCUUGAGGUGAGCACAGACACUUCCUAUUGCAUCUAG
Messenger RNA from Dibothriocephalus latus, 474 nucleotides. Lineage: Eukaryota; Metazoa; Platyhelminthes; Cestoda; Diphyllobothriidea; Diphyllobothriidae. The record is from the annotation of a GenBank genome assembly.